Molecule: messenger RNA, 2763 nt
Organism: Cynara cardunculus var. scolymus (artichoke)
Lineage: Eukaryota; Viridiplantae; Streptophyta; Magnoliopsida; Asterales; Asteraceae
Product: DEAD-box ATP-dependent RNA helicase 3, chloroplastic-like
Exons: 10
Coding region: 89-2428 (779 amino acids)
Molecular function (GO): zinc ion binding; helicase activity; RNA binding
Source: RefSeq, a predicted model, not a curated record
GUCUUGGAGAACCAUACAACUCCAUAAACCUCUCACCUUAUCCCCCAAUCUUCUUCCCCUUUUCCCUCUUUCUCAAUUUCGUGAAGCCAUGGCGUGUUCUUCAUCAAACAUAGGUGUCUCUUCCAUAUACCACAAAAACCCAUCACUAGAACAACUCUCCAGGAAAAUCGCCACCCCUGCUUCACCCUUACAUCUUCCUCGUUCUGCCGAUAAAACCCAUUUCACCUCCUUGAAAGCUGCCGCUAGACUCAACCAUAACAGCGUAGGUGUCGGUGGUGGGUCUGCUUUUGUUACCUCGGCGACUGCCACGCCGAAUUCCGUUUUGAGUGAGAAGGCGUUUAAGGGUCUUGGUGUGUUCGAUGAAGAUUCUUCUUUGGAUGAUAGUGACAGAGAGUACGAUGAUGAGUCUGAAAAGGAAGCCUCAGUAGGUGAUGGUAGUGGAAAUGUUGCUGACGAUGAUGAACUUGCAAUUACCAAACUGGGUUUGCCUCAAAAGCUGGUUCAGAUUCUAGAAAAAAGAGAAAUUACUAGGCUGUUUCCAAUCCAAAGAGCUGUAUUGGUCCCUGCACUCGAAGGUAGAGAUAUUAUUGCGCGUGCCAAAACUGGAACAGGAAAGACAUUAGCUUUUGGAAUUCCUAUAAUCAAAAGACUCACAGAAGAUGAUGAAGAACGGAUUUCUCCCAGGCGUGCUCAACGACUUCCCAGAGUCUUGGUCCUUGCACCCACGAGGGAAUUGGCAAGGCAAGUAGAAACAGAGAUCAAAGAGUCUGCCCCAUAUUUGAGCACUGUUUGUGUCUAUGGUGGUGUCUCUUAUAAUUCACAGCAAAAUGCGUUAUCUCGUGGAGUUGAUGUAGUGGUUGGCACGCCAGGAAGACUUAUUGAUCUUAUUGGAAGUAACAGCCUGAAACUGGGGGAGGUUCAGUUUUUGGUCCUUGAUGAAGCUGAUCAAAUGCUUGCUGUUGGUUUUGAGGAAGACGUGGAACAUAUCUUAGAGAAGCUUCCAUCUGAAAGGCAAAGCAUGCUUUUCUCAGCAACUAUGCCUAGUUGGGUCAAGAAAUUAUCGAGGAAAUAUUUGAACAAUCCUUUGACAAUUGAUUUGGUUGGUGAUCAAGAUGAGAAGCUAGCAGAGGGUAUCAAGCUGUAUGCUAUACCAACAACCUCAACUUCAAAGCGGACAAUACUUGGUGAUCUUGUCACGGUGUAUGCAAAGGGUGGGAAGACCAUUGUUUUCACUCAGACAAAAAGAGAUGCAGAUGAGGUCUCGUUGGCAUUGACUAAUAGCAUUACUUCAGAGGCAUUGCAUGGUGACAUAUCUCAACAUCAAAGGGAAAGAACCUUGAAUGGAUUCAGACAAGGAAAGUUUACUGUGCUUGUUGCUACUGAUGUUGCGUCACGUGGGCUUGAUAUACCCAAUGUCGAUUUAGUUAUCCACUAUGAACUACCGAAUGAUCCAGAGACUUUUGUGCACCGAUCUGGUAGAACUGGACGUGCAGGAAAGGAAGGGUCGGCCAUUUUGAUGUUCACAAAUAAUCAGAGGAGAACGGUUAAAUCCCUUGAGCGUGAUGUGGGAUGCAAAUUUGAGUUUAUAAGUCCUCCAGCAGUGGAAGAUGUAUUGGAGUCUUCGGCUCAGCAAGUUGUUGCUACCCUCUCUGGUGUUCAUAGGGAGUCCGUGGAGUUCUUCACUCCAACUGCAGAAAAGCUAAUCGAGGAGCAGGGUGCAAGCGCUCUUGCUGCUGCCCUUGCACAGUUGAGCGGUUUCUCAAAGCCUCCAUCAUCCCGUUCUCUUAUCACACACGAGCAGGGAUGGUCUACGUUGCAACUGACUCGGGACCCUGCUCUAUCGAGAGGGUUCAUGUCAGCUAGAACCGUUACUGGAUUCUUGGCUGACGUUUAUGCAACGGCUGCUGAUGAACUCGGCAAAAUACAUAUAAUUGCGGAUGAAAGGGUCCAGGGAGCAGUUUUUGAUCUUCCCGAAGAGAUUGCCAAGGAGCUACUAACUAAGGACGUGCCACCUGGCAAUACUAUUACAAAAAUCACGAAGUUGCCUUUAUUGCAAGAUGAUGGUCCGGCAAGUGACUUUUAUGGUAGGUUUUCUAACAGGGAGAGAAGUUCCCGAGGAGCGGGUUCAAGGAGGGGAGGUUCCAGUGGUUCCCGUGGUGGUUGGGGUGGCGGCAGUCGAUACUCAUCUGAUGAUGAUGGAGAUAGCUUCAAGCGAGCUGGUAGGGGUGGCGGCAGUAGUUGGUCCAGAGGAGGUGCAAGAACUGGUGGAAGUGAUUGGCUAAUUGGUGAAAGACGAUCUUCACGCUCUCCGUCCUUGGGGACUAGGAGCUCUUCUCGGACUAGGGACAGGAACUUCGAGGGUGCCUGUUUCAACUGUGGACGAUCUGGGCACAGGGCAUCAGAAUGUCUCACGAAACGAGACUAUUAGUUGGCCAUAUCUUCCUAUUUAGAGCCAACAUGUUCAUACAUCUGUUUUAGCCAUCGUUGCUCCGUUUAAAGAGGUAUGGAGGCUGCCAGAUUUACGGUCGGAAAACUGAAACUAAAUGAGAAUGACAUGUGCGUCGGAUGCUAGAGGAAGCUGAAGGUAAGGUCGUUAGAUAGCAGCAUUUUUGAUACCAUGAUUUGUUGGAAUCGAAUAUAAGCUAUGAUGUAGGUCGCUAUUUCUUGUACUUUUGCGUGUUCACAGAUGAACUUGAGUAGAUUUGGUUUUGGUUGUGGAUAAUCUAAUAGAAAAGGCAUCAAAAUCGUUGAUUCCAUUGUUGA